Messenger RNA from Entrophospora sp. SA101, 603 nucleotides. The record is from the annotation of a GenBank genome assembly. NCBI's taxonomy places the organism in Eukaryota, Fungi, Glomeromycota, Glomeromycetes, Entrophosporales, Entrophosporaceae.
AUGACACCACCCACCUUAUAUCAUAAAAAAGCAAAGGGCCCUUGGAGACCAACUCAAGAAACUCCAGAUUUUACUUUAUGCUUUGAGGAUGGUGCUUUAAUUUUGCCCAUAAACUUAUUGUUUAUAAUUUGCGGUUCCAUCGAAUUAUAUCGAUUAUCAAAAAAUCACAGCAUUACUCCUUAUGAAGAAUUUCAAAAAUGGCAUUAUAUGAAACUGGCAUGCUUAUCAAUGUUGAUCACCUUGAGCCUAGUCUUAUUUGGAAUUUCAAUACUUGAAGUUAAUUUACAUAUUCUAGACAUAAUAGUCUUUUCAUCAUUUAUUAAUGUAUUGGCCAUGGUAAAAUAUUUUAUAAUUAUAAAGGAUUAUCAAUUUUCAAAUCCUGUCUUGAUAAUUUCAUUUGUAUCAACAUUGGUUUUGGCAUUAAUUAUAUUUAUCUUGGAUCUUAUUCCUAGGCCAAGGAGUGAAUAUUUACUCAUUAAUGAAGAUAACCAAAGUUGUCCAGAGUCAAGAUCAAAUAUUUAUUCACGAAUUACCUUUUACUGGAUGACUCCACUUAUGAAACUUGGCCAUGAAAAAUAUUUAACAAUGGAUGAUUUAUGGUAA